Phyllotreta striolata is the source of this 2037-nucleotide messenger RNA. Lineage: Eukaryota; Metazoa; Arthropoda; Insecta; Coleoptera; Chrysomelidae. The record is from the annotation of a GenBank genome assembly.
AUGGACAGAUUGAACAUUUUUAACAGAGUAAAUUGUCAAGAGGGCGGUGGUUUUCUGAAAAGAGCGAACGAAUCCCACCUGCAUGACAUCUUCAACAGGUACGCUUCCGCCGAGAAAGAUGGCGAGAAAUUCAUGACCCCGGAGGAUUUCGUUAUAAAGUACCUGCGCCUUUUAGACGACAAGAACUUCAAUACAGACACCAUAAGGCUUUUGGCCGCCAUCGUAGACACCAGCAAAGAUGGGCUCAUCUCCUACGCCGAAUUCCAGGCCUUCGAAGGGCUGCUGUGCUUCCCCGACGCCCUCUACAAAACCGCUUUUCAAUUAUUCGAUACGAACGGAAAUGGAAUGGUUAGUUUUCAGGAAUUCGUUGAGGUAAUGACGAAAACCGAAUUACACAAGAAAAUCCCAUUCAACAUGGACUCGCCGUUUAUCCAAUUGUAUUUCGGUAAAGACAAGAAACGGUUGGUUACCUACAACGAGUUCUCGCAAUUCCUGCACGAUUUCCACGAAGAGUACGCCAUUGAAGGUUUUAGAAGGGCGGAUAAGAGCGGCAGUGGUUUUAUAUCUGUUUUGGAUUUUCAGGAAAUCAUGACCAGCAUAAAGAGUCAUCUGCUUACAAAGCAAGUGCAAUCGCAUCUGAUCGAGGCGGCGACACAAUCGCAAAUCGGCAGCCGUGUGAGUUUUCCGUACUUCAUCGCUUUUAAUUCCCUGUUGAACAAUAUGGAGCUGGUGAAACGCAUUUACCUCAACGUCACCAACGGUCACAGGACGCAGGAAGUUAGCAAAGAGGAGUUCAUGCACAGCGCGCAGGCCAUGUCGCAAAUGACACCGCUCGAAGUGGAGAUCCUCUUCCAUUUGUGCGACGUGCUCCAUCAAACAGGGAGGAUCGUUUACAACGAUUUGUACGCAAUUGCCCCCGAACAGUAUUUUAAACAGAUCACUAAUCGACUGGCAGAAAUUCACGCCGUAUCGAGUCCCGAUGAUAGAGGUGUCGUAAUACAAAUUUUAGAAAGCACCUACCGAUUCGCCUUGGGAUCAAUAGCAGGAGCUGUCGGUGCUACGGCGGUAUAUCCUAUAGAUUUGGUGAAAACUCGCAUGCAGAACCAACGAACGGGCUCGUUUAUCGGCGAGUUGAUGUACAGGAACAGUUUCGACUGUUUCAAAAAAGUCAUCAGGCACGAGGGCGUUUUCGGAUUGUAUAGGGGGUUGGUGCCCCAAUUGUUGGGCGUAGCGCCCGAAAAGGCCAUCAAAUUAACGAUGAACGAUUUGGUACGGGAUAAACUUAUGGAUAAAAAAGGGAACAUACCUCUCUGGGGUGAAAUAUUGGCCGGUUGUUGUGCUGGCGGAUCGCAAGUAAUUUUUACGAAUCCUUUAGAAAUCGUGAAAAUUCGAUUACAAGUAGCAGGAGAAAUAGCCGGCGGAGCCAAAGUUAGAGCUUGGGCAGUGGUCAAAGAUCUCGGUCUAUUAGGAUUAUACAAAGGAGCCAGGGCAUGUUUCUUGCGCGACAUACCGUUCAGCGGCAUCUAUUUCCCCAUGUACGCUCACACUAAAGCGAAAUUUGCCGAUGAAAAUGGCUACAACAGCCCGUUGAGUCUGUUGACCGCCGGUAUGAUCGCCGGUAUGCCCGCCGCGGCGCUCGUGACGCCCGCCGACGUCAUCAAAACCAGGUUGCAGGUGGUGGCCCGAUCGGGACAGACGACCUACAACGGAUUAACGGACGCCGCUAGGAAGAUCAUGAAAGAGGAAGGAUUCAGCGCCCUUUGGAAAGGAGCUACCGCUCGUGUGUUUAGAUCGUCGCCGCAGUUCGGCGUUACUUUGCUGACGUACGAGUUGCUGCAGAGGAUGCUGUACGUCGAUUUUGGUGGGACUCGACCAUCUGGAUCGGAAUUGAAGCAAAUCUCAACUAUAGGUGACGUAAAGAAGCCGACGAAUCCCGAUCACGUAGGUGGUUAUUCGGUAUCGUUGCCGAUAUUUUCUGGCAUAGAGAGCAAAUUCGGGCUCUGUUUACCUAAAUUCCGGACAUCUCAAACGUCCUAA